Phyllostomus hastatus (greater spear-nosed bat) is the source of this 9140-nucleotide messenger RNA. RefSeq names its product zinc finger protein 407 (gene ZNF407). Bases 1634 to 8296 code for a protein of 2220 amino acids. NCBI's taxonomy places the organism in Eukaryota, Metazoa, Chordata, Mammalia, Chiroptera, Phyllostomidae. The transcript has 9 exons. Gene Ontology annotation, biological process: regulation of gene expression. Gene Ontology annotation, molecular function: nucleic acid binding; zinc ion binding. Gene Ontology annotation, cellular component: nucleus. The record is from RefSeq and is a predicted model, not a curated record.
GGAGACAUCAGAGGAUUAUAGUAAGCACCACGUUUUCAAGUAUAUUUUAAGCACCUUCCAAAGGAACCCUGAAGACAGUAUCUAGUUUUACUUCUCUUUUAUCCAGUGGGCACCCAGUAAAAGCUGGCUAAUUAAAUAAAUACACCGACGCGCUGGCCGCCCGCUGGAAAAGCCUUUUCCCUACGUUCCUCUCCAACUGUAGGGCCCACUGCGCCGGCUGGUAGAGCGGGAAAGGCCGCAGUGGAUUCACAGCCAAGCCCCGUUCUCUAGCUGUGCGAUCGUGGGGCGGGGGAUGCUGCUGAGUUGCAUCUCCUACCGUGGAAGAGCCGGGAAUGCGUUUAGGGUUCAGGGAAAAUGCAGUCCGAUAAGGUCAUGCUCACUGCUCGGAUUUAAACCGCCCUAAGCUGAAACUGGCCUUGCGAGCUGGUUUGGGUAGGAAGUCUAUCCUUACCAUUCUAAGGCCAUUAUUUCAAAAUCCCAUGGACUUUUACCUUCCUAAACACAGUUCUGAUUUCUUAACAGAGGCCCCUAAGCCUACAAGGUAUGGACCCCCCGUGGGCCACCGCGGCCGUCUCCGGGACAGCGUCACCUUCCGAGCUGGGUCUGGGUUUCCCAAGCCCAGGCUCGGCCCCGAGGCCCGCGGCUGUGCGGCACAGGGCGCCCAGGGGCCGCCUUUCCUUCCUCCCAUCUACCCUGCGCCGUUAACGUUCACGAACAGUCCACGCAGGAACGUUUUAAACACCCACUGCGUUUUCAGCUUUUGCUGCCCAGCUGAACCACCCCAUUGAGCUCCUCCGCUCCAGAACUCGGCCCGUGGCUCCCUUUGGACUGUGACGGCAAGGACCCCAAUUUGCUGUCACGGGCGAGACUUCUCUGAAGCUGGAGGUGCGCACGCGCCUGGCUCAGCAGAAAGAUCUCGAUCCCGAACAUGUGAGGGCCCCCAAAGCGCCCACAUCCCUCGGGCAGCGUCCAGGCCAAGGGCAGCGGCCGGGUGCCCGGCAGGCCUCCGCGGCCCUCGCCCCCCCGCGAGCGCGUCCGCUUCUCCGGCAUUGCCCUCGGGAUUCUCUACGGAGAGCGGGCGAAGGGAUGGAGUGAUGAGGGACGGGCGGCGACGGUGGGACGGCCGGGAGGAACUCGCUCGGGGACCCUCUGUAAACCUCCGGUAGCCCUGCCGGGUCGGACACCGCCAGCCCUGAAGCCCGACGCCUAUUCCCCCUUCUUUAAAUUGAUUCCCUCGGCCUUCCGUUUUCCUCUCGGGGAGGGGUGGGACUUCCGGCUUCGUGUCCGAGGCACUUCCGGCAAGUGCUGAUGUACCGAAAACAAGACGGCACCCGGGCCCGUUGGCCAUUCGGGGAAAAAUAAAAGGGAACUGGAGGUGGGUUUUACUAAACCAGUCCCGAGGUCUGUUCUUUUGGUUUUAGUGUCUCGCGAGCGGUCCACAACGGAGACAACCUGGGAGCUGCCGGAAGUCGCUCAAAGGAAAGACGGGAAGUCCCGCCCCUUCCUCCCAGAGGGAAGACGGUGAGCCGGAGGAGUCAGUCGUAGGGGCUAGCAGGGGCGAUCCUGUCGGCAAACAGGCCCGAGUGCCAUGUGAGCUGCCGGACGCAGGGGGCACCGUCGGCCUUCGCUCACGAUGGACACGGAGAAGAAGCCCGAGAACGAGGAGGACGAGGACGUGAGCAGAGAGGCGGGCGGCUCGCAAGAGGCUCCGUCCCGCGACGACGCGGGCCGUGGGCUGGUGUCCGACAUGGCCGCGGGCUCCUCUGAGAACUCCACGGGCAAAAGAGCUUUCCCGGGGUCAGCGAACGGUGUCCUUUCGGAGGAGGACGGAGACGGCCGUGCGCCCAAGCGAGUGAAGCGGGGUGAGGCGGAGCCCCUUAGACCUGAGGAGCAGGGCGUUGGCAGGGGCUCAGAAGUGGGUGUCCCGUCGGGCGACGCAGCGCAGGCGUCCAUCCUGGACAGCCGCUCGGAGGGAGACACAGGCCUGCCUGCAGCCGGCGCCCCUCUCGGCAGCUUCAGCACGGCGGACACGGCCUCUCCGAUGACAGACUCUGGAGCGACGUCUGCGCAGGAAGCGCCUUCCCUGGGCCCAGAAGCAGACGCUCCUCUCCCCCCGGGAGAGGCGGCCGGCGCCGGGGGCUCCGCCGGAGAGGUGGAUCCGGUGCUCAGGUGCAGCUCCCGCGGCCCUCCGCGCUCCUCGUGCUCCGACCCGGACAAGCACGCCACGUGUCCCGUGCCACCGCCCGCGGGAGCUGCCCGCUGCCCCCGCAGCCACAGAGCGGAGGGCGGCGCGGCGCGGCCGGUGCCCGGCACACAGACGCACGGGCCGCAGCGGGUCUUCUCGUGCGACCUGUGCGGCUUCCAGUGCGUGGAAGAGAGCCUCCUGCGUGCGCACUGUCUUGGCAAAACGCACCUGCGGCGCCAGAACCUGGCUGCGCGGGGGGGCCUUGUGCAGACCCUGACCAAGCCGCCCUUCCCUAGGACACCGUGCGCCGUCGGGGCAGAAAGUGUCCUCGCAGAACCAAGAGCUUCUAACCAAACAGCAAAGAGCAGUGAUUCAAAAAGGCCAAGAAACGGAAGCAAAUGUGAAGACCUCAGAGGAAGCAUUUCUAAGCAGAGUAGGAGCGGCAGCGAGCUUCUCGUGGACAUGAGGCCGUGCCGGGGCGCCCCGCUGGAGAAAGGGGAGGUCGUUGAGGAACUCGCCCCUCCCCUCGGCGCAGCUCCAAGCCCUGAAAACCUGAGUAGGAGGCCGGAGGCCUCGGGAACCUCGCAGGGUCUCUUGGACAGGGUGGACUCGACCGGGAGGGCCUCGCAGACAGCACGUGGCGUCAGCACGGCCCCGAGGCCGAGGCCCGAGCGAAGCGCCCUCGCACCGGCUGGUAGCUUCCGCCGGCGCAGCGGCACGUUCCCCUUAAAAGGCCAGGCCAAGAAAAGGUUUAAUCUUUCGGGAAUCAAUAAGAGAGGCACCAGUGAGACUCUGAGGAUAUAUAUGAAACACUUCAGAGCACAGAUGAGGACAGGUGAGGCUGAAUGCACGCCUAGACUCGUAGAAGCGAGCGGCGGCGCCCAUGGCCCCCGCGAGACUUCCGCAGAGACCCAGGAGCCGAAGCCGGGCGAGAGGAGUGCCCUCCCCCUGUGCCCCUCAGGCCCUCCGGCAGCGAGAGCGGCGUCCGACCUGCAGACGGCGUGCGCGUGGACAGACUGUGGGCCGCUGGCUGCAGGCAGGACAGAGGCGCGAGUCCACGUGCAGGGGGGCCAUGCGCGAGACGGGGAGCUGUCCCACCAGACACGCGACGUGCCCGGUGUGUCGGGGCGGGACCUGGAGGAACGCUUGCAUGACCGCCAGCGCCAGCCCGCCGCCCCUGCCCUCCGCCGCGAGUGCAGCUCGUCCGCCCCCUCCGACGAAGCCCGUCUUAGAGACCACGUGGAGGUGGAGCAGGGCGCGGGCCUUUCCUGCUCUCCCCGUGAGCUGUCCUCCCCGUCCGAGAAGGAUGUGGGGGAACACAGGCCAGCGGAGAAGCAUCUUGGCCUCCUGGGUCGACCACAGACGUCACAGUCACUCAGCGGUGACCCGCUCCUGCAGACUUGGAGUGCGCCAGCGGCCGGGAGCGCGGGGGCGCCUGGGAGCCAGUCGGCGAGGGCGGCGCAGGAGGAGCCGGCCAAGGCCCGCGCAGGCCACGGUGGCGAGGCGCGGCACGCAAGCCGGCCGCAGUUCCAGUGUAAGAAGUGCUUCUACAAGACGAGGUCUUCCACCGUCCUCACGAGACACAUAAAGCUCCGGCACGGUCAGGACUAUCACUUUCUCUGUAAAGCGUGUAACCUUUACUCGCUGAGCAAAGAAGGGAUGGAGAAACACAUCAAGAGAAGCAAACAUCUUGAAAACGCUAAGAAAAAUAACAUCGGGUUAAGCUUCGAAGAGUGCAUCGAAAGGGUCUGUAUAGGCCCCGGUGACAGAAAGGAAGAGUGCGCCGCUCCCGGGAGCGAGCGGGCCGAGGGCCGCGCGGACGCUGUGCCGCCGCCGCCCUCCUCUGCGGAGGAGAGCGUGGCGCCGGCUGCCGAGGAGGAGUCACAGUCCGGUGCGGCCGCCCAAGACGACGAGGCCGCGGCCGCUGCUCCGAAGAGGGGGAGACCCAAGGGCAGCAUCUCGCGGACAUGCUCACACUGUGGCCUUUUGGCCUCGAGCAUCACGAACCUGACCGUCCACAUCAGACGGAAGCACAGUCACCAGUACAGUUACUUGUGCAAGGUGUGCAAGUAUUACACGGUGACUAAGGGGGACAUGGAGCGCCACUGUGCCACCAAGAAACACAGAGGGCGUGUGGAGAUAGAGGCGCAUGGGAAACAGAGCUCGGACAUCGUCGUCGGCCCCGAAGGGGGGGACCUUGAGGCCUGCGGCCGGCACGCUGGUGCGGACGAGCGUGCUGAUAGGUCAGCUGAGUCAGACCCCUCCCUUGCAGAACAGCCGGGGCGAGAGCUCGGAGAGGUGGUGGAAGGUGGGGUCGAAAACGCGCUUCCCUGCGUAGGCGGGGAAGCUGGCAGUCCCCUCGCUGACGAGGAGGAGCAGGUGUCUCUGGAGCCAGAGGAGCUGGGGCAGCAGGGGGAGGCGUGCCCCCAGAGAGACGCCCCGGGCGCCGGCGACAACAGGUGUGUGCACUGCGAGUUCAGCGCCCACUCGCCCGCCUCCCUGGAGCUGCACGUGAAACGGAAGCACACGAGGGAGUUUGCGUUUUACUGCAUGGCGUGCGACUACUACGCCGUGACCCACCGGGAGAUGACCAGGCACGCGGCCACCGACAAGCACAAGACGAAGAGGCAGUCCUACCUGCCCUCCCCCGAGGUGGAAGCCAGGUCCUCGGAGCUGUCCGGAAACGUCGCUGUGCCGGAGGACCGGCAUCAGCCACGUUCUGCAGAAUUUCAAGUAAUUCCAGAUCAGCCACCUGAGACUCCUAAGUCCGGAGACGCUGCCGACUGUUCUGUCCUCGACGGGAACCCUGACUUGGGCGUGCCUCAGGUGCUCUGUGCCCCCGACCCUGUGGACGCUGAGACCCAAGAAGAGCCGAGUGUCGGUGGAGACCCUUCCUUCCGCGAAAGCUUCCGAGAGCCCCCUGCCAGGGGCAGAGCCGGGGGGCCGGAGCAGAGGGCGCCCCUGACUGUGUCCUCUGACCGCGGCUCCCCGAGCAGGUUUCAGAGCAGAAGUUCGGGGGGCUCAGCUCUGAACUAUGAGACGGUGAGGAACAACCAUGAUAGACUGAGUGACGUCGGGGACCCAAGUGCACCUUGUGAGAGCGGUGGAGGGAAUGGAGGAGACAAGGCAGGCGGCACCCUCAGCCAGCGCGGGUGUCCUGGAGUUCUGGGUGGAGCCCAGGCGGCCGAAAGCGCCGUCCCUGUUGUGUUGAGAAUGACGGGAGGACAGCCAGACCUGGACAGCCGUGCUCAGGACAGAGCGGGCCGUGUGCGGAGCUCCGUGGGUUUGACGGCCAUGCCCGUGGAAAGCCAGGGCGUUCUGAUGAACUCCCCACCGGAAGCCGAGAUUGUCCUGGAGGAGGACGGCCCCGCCUCCGACAGCACCGUCGGGAGCAGCGGAAUGUACGAGACCAUCGUCAGCAUCGAUGACAAAGGACAGGCCACGUACAGUGUCGGCCGCUUCGACGCUUCCAUCGUGAGGAUCAAGAGCCCGGAGGACGAUGCACUGGCCGAGCCGGCCGAGGAAGGCCCGACGGCGGGGAGAGGGCGCAGGUCGCCCCCCAGCGACGGCGCGCAGGGCGCGAGGAGGAAGAGGUGCGAGGGCGGCCCCUGCGGCGAGCCCACGCGCAUCCGCUGCGACGACUGCGGCUUCCUGGCCGACGGGCUGAGCGGCCUGAACGUGCACAUAGCCAUGAAGCACCCGACCAAGGAGAAGCACUUCCACUGCCUGCUGUGCGGCAAGUCCUUCUACACGGAGAGCAACCUGCACCAGCACCUGGCCAGCGCCGGGCACCUGCGGAACGAGCAGGCCAGCGUGGAGGAGCUCCCGGAGGGCGGGGCCACCUUCAAGUGCGUCAAGUGCACGGAGCCCUUCGACUCGGAGCAGAGCCUGUUCCUGCACAUCAAGGGGCAGCACGAGGAGCUGCUCCGCGAGGUGAACAAGUACAUCGUGGAGGACACGGAGCAGAUCAACCGCGAGCGGGAGGAGAACCAGGGCAACGUGUGCAAGCACUGCGGCAAGGUGUGCCGCAGCAGCAACUCCAUGGCCUUCCUGGCCCACAUCCGCACGCACACAGGAUCAAAACCAUUCAAGUGCAAGAUCUGCCAUUUUGCAACAGCUCAGCUUGGCGAUGCCAGGAACCACGUGAAAAGGCACCUUGGGAUGAGGGAGUACAAGUGUCAUGUGUGUGGGGUUGCUUUUGUGAUGAAGAAGCACCUAAAUACUCAUCUACUAGGCAAGCAUGGAGUUGGCACCCCGAAAGAAAGGAAGUUCACGUGCCACCUGUGUGACCGAAGUUUCACCGAGAAGUGGGCGCUCAACAACCACAUGAAGCUGCACACGGGGGAGAAGCCCUUCAAGUGCACCUGGCCCACGUGCCACUACUCCUUCCUCACCGCCUCGGCCAUGAAGGACCACUACCGGACCCACACAGGCGAGAAGUCGUUCCUGUGCGACCUCUGCGGCUUCGCCGGCGGGACGCGGCACGCCCUCACCAAGCACCGCCGGCAGCACACAGGAGAGAAGCCCUUCAAGUGCGACGAGUGCAGCUUCGCCUCCACCACCCAGUCCCACCUGACGCGGCACAAGCGGGUGCACACGGGCGAGAAGCCCUACCGGUGCCCCUGGUGCGACUACAGGUCGAACUGCGCCGAGAACAUCCGCAAGCACAUCCUGCACACCGGCAAGCACGAGGGCGUCAAGAUGUACAACUGCCCCAAGUGCGACUACGGCACCAACGUCCCCGUGGAGUUCCGGAACCACCUGAAGGAGCAGCACCCCGACAUCGAGAACCCCGACCUGGCUUACCUGCACGCAGGCAUCGUGUCCAAGUCCUACGAGUGCCGUCUGAAGGGCCAGGGGGCCACGUUCGUGGAGACCGACAGCCCGUUCACCGCGGCCGCGCUGGCGGAGGAGGUCCCCGUGGCAGACAGGCCCCUGCGGGGCGGCCGGCGGCCGGCGGCGCCCGAGCAGGUCCAGCAGGUCAUCAUCAUCCAGGGCUACGACGGGGACUUCGCCCUGGACGCCUCCGUGGAGGAGACGGCCGCGGCCACGCUGCAGACGCUGGCACUGGCCGGCCAGGUGGCUCGCGUGGUGCACAUCACCGAAGACGGGCAGGUCAUUGCCACGAGCCCCGGCGGGGCGCAUGUGGAUGGCGGGACCCCCGAGCCGGUCCUGCCGGAGCAGGUGGCGGAGGAAGCCACGCAGGUGGUGGUGGUGGGGGGCUCGGUGGAAGGCCCCGUGGCCGCGCCCCUCAGCCCCGGCAGCGCCGUGAUGCAGCAGGUGGGCAAGCAGGAGCUCCUGGACCUCGGCGAGGCCGCCGGGGCCCAGCCCGACGCCGCCUCUGCCUUGGACGCCCUGCUGUGCGCCGUCUCUGAGCUGGGAGGGGCGGAGGGCAGGGCCGGGUCUGGCGACGCGGGUAGAGCCAGCCACAAAGAGGUGCUGGUCCAGCUGCCUGGUCAGGAGGCGGCGCCCACUGCCCAGCCCGAGGCCGCCGAGAUCCACCUGUUCCAGGACGUGGCGGACAGCCCGGCCGCGCAGCCCCUGGAGGUGCUGACCCAGGUGGUCCGGCCCUCGGCCCUCGGCGCCUCGCAGGAGCGGGCCCAGGUGGCCUUCAAGAAGGUGGUGCAGGGCGUCCUGCAGUUCGCUGUGUGCGACGCGGCCGCCGCCGGCCCGCUCGGGAAGGACGGCGUCACGCAGGUCGUCGUGAACGAGGAGGGCGCCGUGCACAUGCUGGCGCGGGACGGGGCGCGGCUGCUCGUGCAGGAGGCUGCGGCCGCUGGGCCGCACGGCGAGGUCUCGCAGAUCAUCGUCACGGAGGAGCUGGUGCAGGCCAUGGUGCGCGAGUCCGCGGGCAGCUUCCCCGAGGGCGCCACCCACUACAUCGUGACGGAGCUGCCCGCGGGCGCGCCAGAGGAGGCUGCCGUGUACUCCCACGCUGUGCUCGAGGCUGCGGCCAGCGCGCAGGGGCUGCUGCAGGCCGGGGCCGCGCUCGGCACUGAGGCUGGGGGGCCGGAGCCGCUGACCAGCAUGGUCAUUUACACCCAGGAGGGCGCCCCGGCGGCCGCUGUCCUUCAGAGCCAAAGAGACAGCCACGAACUCCAGGAAGCCUGAGGCCCGGGGCGGGCCUGGGAGGCCCCCGGGCGCUGGGCACAGGGGUCCCGGAGGACGGCAGCGGGGCAGCUCAGAGCGGCAGGCAGCCUGCAGGCCCGGCCGGGCCGAUGAGGCCGCCCGCGCACCAGCUCCGCCCAGUGCUGGGUCUUUGGUUCCUUGUCCCCGGGGCCGGGAGGGCCUGGCCGCCUACUCUGCGCCCCCGCCCGCCGCACACCGACGCUGUCCGGGUUCAGCUCGCAAAGCGCUUUGCCCCGGCCCCGUCCGCGGCAUCCAAGCCGGAGCUCCGCGAGCACCCGGGCCAGAGCGCGCCCUCCGCUCUCCCCGCGGCAGGUGGAUUGGUGGUAGCUCUGGUUGCACCCUCUACGAAGAAGCCGAGGAGUCCCGAGGCUCAGAAAGGCCUCGGAGUUUAUUUUUAAUUAAAACAUACCCUGGUCAAGACAGCCCAGUGCUUCUAAUUUCGACCUCGUUCCCUGCAGUGACGCCCACGUGGGGAGCGUGCAGUCUGGGAAACACUGUUCAUGUCCAUGUUCUGCUUUUAUGACGUGUUUGUUCGUGUCGCUGUCACCUCGCAGGACCCGCUUGUCACUUACGUCGGUGCGUGGCUGCCGGGCACCAGGGCCGCAGGAGGCAGCCCCGCCCCAGGGCCUGCGUGGUGUGUGGUGGGCGAGGCACGCAGGGGCGCGUCCCCCGCCGCGGCGGACCGCAAGUUUACGUUCCAGCAGUUUGUUCCUUGAUGCAAUUGCUCUCCUUUCAUUUCCGAAACUGUAAAGUAAUCCCCUCCCGCUCCGCACAGGUUGUUCUGUUCUGUUUCUCUUUUCUUUGAAAUAAAAUUACAGCAUUCAAA